This is a messenger RNA of Sphaeroforma arctica JP610, 264 nucleotides long. RefSeq lists its product as hypothetical. Lineage: Eukaryota; Ichthyosporea; Ichthyophonida. The record is from RefSeq and is a predicted model, not a curated record. The transcript has a single exon. Bases 1 to 264 code for a protein of 87 amino acids.
AUGGAUGAUUUGGCAUCCUCUUACCAGUCACGUAUGGACCGCGAUGAGUGUGAGAUAGACGCCCGGAUGACUUUUGCCAAUGGGGCACCCACGCAUAUUAGAGUCAUGGGGAAAGGCUGUGUGGCAAGACUCACAACUACUGCCACGCUGUCGGACUUGAACAUGUCGCUCGUGGGCGUGGUGGGACGAAAGGUCUAUGGUAUAGAAACAACUUUCAACGUGCAACUGACCAACGGAACUAGCACGGCCAUCCUCAUGAAUUGA